Molecule: messenger RNA, 963 nt
Organism: Brachypodium distachyon (stiff brome)
Lineage: Eukaryota; Viridiplantae; Streptophyta; Magnoliopsida; Poales; Poaceae
Exons: 2
Coding region: 1-963 (320 amino acids)
Molecular function (GO): protein binding
Source: RefSeq, a predicted model, not a curated record
AUGGCUUCUGCCUUGCCGUCGGUGCUGCUGGAGGAGGUCUUUCUCCGCCUCCCGCCGGAGGAGCCAGAGCACCUCGUCCGGGCCUCCGCCGUCCGCAAGCCGUGGCGCUGCAUCCUCAGCGACUGCGGAUUCCGCCGCCGCUACCUCAAGCUCCACGGGGAACCUCCCGUGCUGGGGUUCUUCCAGCUCAUUCAGGAGUACUCCCCUUUUCGAAAAAAAAAAUCUGGACUACUCCCGAUUCGUACCCACCUCCUCCUUCCUCCCCACCGAACCCGACCGUCCACCUGGCUGGAUCAUCUUCGACGUCCGCCAUGGCCGCGCCCUCUUCCUCACCACAACCAUUAUGGGUCCAAUUUUGGCUUCGUCGUCUGGGAUCCCAUGACGGACGAGCAGCACCGUGUGCCUCCGCCCUUGCUCUCGCCCUGGACCAACUACGACUGCUUUACUGCGGCGGUGCUCUGUGCUGUGGAAGGCUGCGACCACUGCGGCUGCCAAGGCGGGCCAUUCCAUGUGGUCGCCUUGUGUACCGAACCGGACAACGGAGUCACAUUCACAUCUGCCCGUAUGUACUCAUCGGAGACCGGCGCGUGGAGCGAGCUCAGCACCGUCUAUCACCAAGAUUGUGCCUUUGUCGUCAACGCCACUGCCGUCCUUGUCGGGGGUGCGCUCUACUUCGCGAAGAUGGGUGGCACUACCUUGAUGACGAGCCAAGUCUUUGAGUACCAGCUAGCUUCCCUUCGCUUGUCGGUCUUCGAUGUGCCGCCCAAGGAUUCAGUCAUGUACGAUGGGACACUUGUGACGGCCGAAGAUGGUGGGCUGAGAUUCGCUACGGUGCAAAAGGCGAGCCUAAUCCUGUGGUCGAGGGAGACCGGCACCACCGGCGCCGAUGGAUGGGCAAAAAGCAGGCAAGGGAAGCAGCUUCUACGGGCCAGCUGGGGCAAUGAAGUGUAUGAGAAGCUCUAA